CCGGCCGCUGUCCAGCCUCUCCGCGCCCCUAGCGCCCUGCGCCGCAGCCGCCGCCUCUUGGGGAGACGCAGCCACUUGCACGCCAUGGAUACUCCCAGGGUCCUGCUCUCGGCCGUCUUCCUCAUCAGUUUUCUUUGGGAUCUGCCGGGUUUCCAGCAGGCGUCCAUCUCAUCCUCCUCCUCGUCCGCGGAGCUGGGCUCCACCAAGGGCAUGCGGAGCCGCAAGGAAGGGAAAAUGCCGCGGGCGCCGCGAGAGAGUGCCGCGGGCCGGGCGCCCCCGCAGGGCCAGGAGCCACAGCCACGGCCGCAGGACGAGCCCCAGCGGCAGUCGCCGCAGCAGUCCCAGGCGCAGGAGCAGCCAGGCAGGGGUCCGCGCGUGGUGCCCCACGAGUACAUGCUAUCAAUCUACAGGACUUACUCCAUCGCCGAGAAGCUGGGCAUCAAUGCCAGCUUUUUCCAGUCUUCCAAGUCGGCUAAUACGAUCACCAGCUUUGUAGACAGGGGAUUAGACGAUCUCUCGCACACUCCUCUCCGGAGACAGAAGUAUUUGUUUGAUGUGUCCACGCUCUCAGACAAAGAAGAGCUGGUGGGCGCGGAGCUGCGGCUCUUUCGCCAGGCGCCGGCAGCGCCCUGGGGGCCACCGGCCGGGCCGCUCCACGUGCAGCUCUUCUCCUGCCUGUCACCCCUGCUGCUGGACGCGCGGACCCUGGACCCGCAGGGGGCGCCCACGGCCGGCUGGGAAGUCUUCGACGUGUGGCAGGGCCUGCGCCACCAGCCCUGGAAGCAGCUGUGCGUGGAGCUGCGGGCCGCGUGGGGCGAGCCGGACGCGGGGGAGGCCGAGGCGCCCGCGCGGGACCCGCAGCCGCCGCUGCCCCCGGACCUGCGGAGUGUGGGCUUCGGCCGGAGGGUGCGGUCCCCGCAGGAGCGCGCCCUGCUCGUGGUGUUCACCAGAUCGCAGCGCAAGAACCUCUUCGCCGAGAUGCGCGAGCAGCUGGGCUCGGCCGAGGCUACGGGCCCAGGUGCGGGCGCCGAGGGGUCGUGGCCGCCGCCGUCGGGGGCCCCGGACGCCGGGCCUUGGCUGCCCUCGUCCGGCCGGCGGCGGCGGCGCACGGCCUUCGCCAGCCGCCACGGCAAGCGGCACGGCAAGAAGUCGAGGCUGCGCUGCAGCAAGAAGCCCCUGCACGUGAACUUCAAGGAGCUGGGCUGGGACGACUGGAUUAUCGCACCCCUGGAGUACGAGGCCUAUCACUGUGAGGGCAUGUGCGACUUCCCGCUGCGCUCACACCUGGAGCCCACCAACCACGCCAUCAUCCAGACGCUGAUGAACUCCAUGGACCCGGGCUCCACCCCGCCCAGCUGCUGCGUGCCCACCAAAUUGACUCCCAUCAGCAUCCUGUACAUCGACGCGGGCAAUAACGUGGUCUACAAGCAGUACGAGGACAUGGUGGUGGAGUCCUGCGGCUGCAGGUAG
Molecule: messenger RNA, 1470 nt
Organism: Lemur catta (Ring-tailed lemur)
Lineage: Eukaryota; Metazoa; Chordata; Mammalia; Primates; Lemuridae
Gene: GDF6
Product: growth differentiation factor 6
Exons: 2
Coding region: 85-1470 (461 amino acids)
Biological process (GO): SMAD protein signal transduction; BMP signaling pathway
Cellular component (GO): extracellular region
Molecular function (GO): growth factor activity; cytokine activity
Source: RefSeq, a predicted model, not a curated record